AUGAGGGGGACUUUGAGUACUAGCAAGAGAUUGGAAGAUGUUGAACAUGUUGGAACAUUGAAUCGACUGGUUACUUGUUGUUUUGCUUCUUUAUCUAAUACUGAUGUUGACCAACGUUUGUCGGCUACACAAGCUGCAGUUCAGACAAUGAAGGUUUUAACAGCUGUUCCUAAGUUAAUGAAACGACAAGAAAGCUUCAGAAAUACGAUUGUAAGCUUAGGUUGGAAUAAAGCAGCUGGUGGUCGUGAUAUCGAAGCUUCAAGUCGAACGAAUUUCUCAGGUUUGGCUAUCAAUCGGGCUUGCUCAAGAUAUCAAGCGUUUGUAGAACUUUUAAAGGUUAGAGAUAAUACUUCAAUCGAUACUUGUAUACCUACAUGGGAUAUAAAUUUGGCUUGGAGGACUCAUCAAUUGAAGGGUCUUAAUUAUAGUGAUGCAAUUUUUGAACAUCUUGGAAAGGAUUUAUGCUUACCCUGGAUCAUUGGCAAAACGUAUAGUUUUACUGAGCGAGUUUUCGAUCAGCAUACACUUACGGCUUUAUUCGAAUCCACCUCUAAAGCUUGGGAGAAACUUUACGGUGUCAGUUAUUCGCAAUACCCAGCCCCCGAAAUCGUCUUUGUUAAACCUGAACUGUUACGCCAAUCAAGACUUCAGCUUUCGGCUCGUGCACCUUCUCCACCACCCGUCUAUGUACCAGAUAGCAACAGGGAGGAUGGAUCGGUGGUCGCCCCUCCACAAGCGGUUUGCUUUGUGAUCGAUGAAUCUCGACCUUCGAUGACCGGCAGUCAAAGAUCGAGACCAUCCUAUGAGCAUGACCAACAAUCAACUAUAGGAUCUGAUGGUUCAAACUAUUCUGAUGAUAUAAGACCUUAUCAUCCAGAUACAAAGACUCAAGGAGCGCAAGAGAUAAUUGCUAAAUCGAUCUCUGCAACACAGAAUAUAAAAUCAUCUAUGCCAGAACGUGCGGUCAAGAAUGUCACCAAUUUAUCAAUUGUCUCGGAAUUACCCACAAGUAAAACUUCUAAUCAAACAACGGUUUCAAAACCUGAAAGUGCAAGAAAGAUUAGAUUUGAGGAUGAACAGUCAUCAUUAAGACCGUCACCUAAAUCAAAGACUUCAGAUGCUGGAGUUUUGACUUUUCUAACGGCUUAUUGGUCUUACCUUAUUGUGUUGCUCAUUCGUCAUUUACGUGAUGUUUUGGAAGAAAGAUAUUCACCUAACUCAUAUGCACAUCUUAUUCCAAAAAAUGGUUCAGAUUCCAGUUCAUUCUUUACGAGAAAACUUGAGAUUACACUCUUAGAUUGUACAGCCGGAGAUAAUGGAAUUGGUUUUGGAUAUACUCAUACUACUACCCAAUCCUUAAACAUUUCAUCUUAUAAUUAUUUAGGAUUUGCUCAAUCAAGUAGAAUAUGUACCGAUCCAGUUGAAGAAACUUCAAUUCAAUUGAUAUCAGUUCAGCAAGAUCAAGAGAUGAUGGUACAGAAUAUGCCUUAUCAAUCAGUCAGUUUUGCCACCAAUUUCACUACAUCUCCUUCUUUAGUUGUUACGGGUUCAUUGGUCAUUUCAGAUGAAUUGAAUCACUCUUCAAUUGGAUUCGGUCCAAGAUUAAGUGAUGCAAUGGUAAGAACUUAUAAACAGAAUGAUAUGAAAGAUUUAGAAAGUUUAUUAAGAGACACAAUUGCAGAAGGUCAACCUAGAAAAAUGAGAGCUUGGAAAAAGAUUUUGGUGGUGGUGGAAGGAUGUUAUAAUAUGGAAGGUUUGAUUCUUGAGUCACCUAAUCUGUUGAGAUUGAAAGAAAAAUAUUAUAUCAGGUAUUCUCAUUUAUAUCUUGAUGAAGCUCUCAGACCACAAGGACAAGGUGUAUGUGAUUACUUUGGAAUUGAACCCAGUCGAAUUGAUAUCUUGAUAGGAACCCCAACCAAAUCACUUCGAAAUUGUGUUCAGAAAUCAGCUAUCACCUCUGAGAAAGAAUCAGUAGCACAUGCCUUGAAGCAAUGA
This is a messenger RNA of Melampsora larici-populina 98AG31, 1995 nucleotides long. RefSeq lists its product as uncharacterized. Gene Ontology annotation, biological process: sphingosine biosynthetic process; ceramide biosynthetic process. Lineage: Eukaryota; Fungi; Basidiomycota; Pucciniomycetes; Pucciniales; Melampsoraceae. The record is from RefSeq and is a predicted model, not a curated record. Gene Ontology annotation, cellular component: serine palmitoyltransferase complex. Gene Ontology annotation, molecular function: serine C-palmitoyltransferase activity; pyridoxal phosphate binding. The transcript has 13 exons. Bases 1 to 1995 code for a protein of 664 amino acids.